AUGUCCGGAAAACCAGAAGAUGCCCAACCCAACGAAUUCCGCCUGGCCCGCAAGGGGGCAACCUCCGUUCCCACCAUCCGUGCAAGUCGUCCUCCCACUGUCCGAGGCAGUUUCAGAGGAAAUGCAAGAGGACUAAAUAGAGGCGGAAUGCACACUUCACGCCCUGUGCCGCGCGUGGAUGCCUACCAGCACAGACCGAACCAUAGUCAGCUAUCUGGACACAUUCACGGUGCUACCAGGCCACCACAGACAUCCCAGGACAGCCUUCCAAGAGACUGUCUAAAGAGGCCUUUGACUGUGCAGGAUAGCGAGAGGUCGUCGAAACGACCGCGCCUUGAACUUGCGCAUCCUCCCGUAAAUCAUCAGAUUUUUACCCACUCCGGAUCCGCCAAUCGCAAGUCUGCGCCUAGAAAGCGCAAGCGCAAAGAAGAGGUUGUAGUAAUACUGGUUGAUAUGCCGGAACAUUGCAAGAAGGGCGCCCCAGGUUCUCAUCAGAGUCGUCGCGGAUGGCUUCGCUCACAGAUCGGAGAUCUGGAAUCUACGAAGGGCGUCAAAGUCGUUCAGCAAAGCUUCCAGGGAUCGGCUGUUCGUUUCGAAUGCCGGCCAAACGGGCCUCGCGGGGAAUCAACUCCUGGACCAUCGCCUAACGGGAGUGAUAACGAGGAGCAUCCUAGUAUAUCUGACGUCUCGGGCAAUGCUCGUAAAGACAUUGCUGCCGAGGAGCCGUCGGUUUUCAAACUUCGUCCCUAUUCUGCACCAUCUGUUCGAGGCGAGAAGGUUCCCUCUCAGCUGCUCCAGGACGCCCCAGGUGGCCCUCCCGGUGCUACUCAGAAUGAAUAUCCAUCGGCAUCUACCACCGUUACGCAGGGCAAUUUCAUUCUGGUCAAUGCGCCUUCGUCGGAACGUCAUCUUAUGCACGGAAGGGUUUUAUGUAGCGAAGACACCGACGGUAUAGACCAGUCAUUGCACGAUAGUAGAAAGGAACUUCCACUCGAAUCGAGUCCUGUGCGGCCAUUAGCCGUGUCCGACCGUUCUGCUAUACAUCGCGCUGACUCUCCGUUUGUUUACGACCUAACGAGCUCGGAAUAUCUCCACGGCGAAGACUCGACUAGUGCCAUCCUAUGUCACACAACUUCAGAAUCACCAAACCAUCCACUCGCUUAUUCGUUUCGCUCAGGUUCCUUGACAAUUUCUCCCAGUUCCAAUCACCUCGAACAAGACGAGUCAUGUUCUGAGCCAUUGCGGCAGACAUCCCUCAGGCCAUCGGUGGAAUCGCAUGGUUGGGCUGCAAGAUCCCCCCACAAUUCUCCUCCAACUUGUCAUGAUAGAAGGCCAUCCAUUUCUCGUGAUCAUCCUCCGUUUGACAACCAGCAAUCAUUCCCACAAUCGAACGAUAACUUUAGAUCGCCCAGUCUGUCUCGCGAAGAACACCCGUCUUGUCCAAGUAAUUCGAACGAUGGGUUGAGCACUAGUGCUCUUAACUCGAAGGUUCUAGGCGAUGCAUCAUUGCACGUCGAAACUGCAAAUGAGACAAUACAGUUCCAAAGGGACAGUUACGCCAAACCUCGUCGGUUGCUUACUUCGUCCACCUUUGGUGUGUUUAAUGUCACCGUACGGGGAUCUCUGGAUCUAGUAGGGCGAUCUUUGCCUAGAAAAACGUCUACAUUGUUGUCAGGGCUUAACACGCCCAAACCAAUUGUGGACGACGUGUGUUUACUCAACCUGUCCCACAGUGACUUAAUUGUCAUGGGGCAUGCGCGUGAUGCACAGCAGGUAUCGCUGGUGGAAGUUACAAACCAUAAUGUGAGAGAAGUAGGUUCCUUUGACAGACCGCUGCAGGCCGAGAGGAAGGGUGGUGUCAGCGUCGUUUGUUCAAUGAUGCAGCCGCGAAUGUUUGCGACGGGAGGAUACGACCACAUGGUCCACCUAUGGACUGUGCCGGAGGACAUUGCUCAGACCUCUGCGCCGACUCCCUUGGCAAUUAAGCACAGCUCAAUUGUUCAAUCGUUGCUACCUAUCCGCGACACGAGCCACAAGCUGGUAUCUGCGGGCGCAGAUUGCAAUGUACACAUCUGGGAUCUGUCGUCCGAACGAGUGGUCAACACAUUGAAGACCUCUAACUCCGUGUACCAUGCCCAUCAAGCGUUAUCUCCAUAUUGCACUCUUCUUGAGGUUGCUCAUCGAGAGUUGCAAUUUGAAAUACGCGACCAUCGAUGGGUGCCGAAGACUCCUGUUCAGAGGUUUGGCUACCAUAUAGUCAAGCUUCACGGUAGAUACACAAGAGGUGAUAUGAGAUACAACACUUUUGCGUGUGGAGAUAGAGAGGGUUCGGUGCGGCUGUGGGAUUUGCGCAACCUCAGGAGGACCCUUGACAUCAUUCCUUGCUUCUCGAGCUCCGGUCGGCGUAUAAUCCAGGUUGCUUUCGAUAACAACCACUUGAUCGUUUCUUCCGAAGAUCACCAGCUUGCAUUCAUGCAACAUAGUGGCGGGAGCGCUGUGGGUUGUAGCAGCACUCAGCAGAGUUCAAUGCCGGCUCCAUGA
Messenger RNA from Sparassis crispa, 2541 nucleotides. RefSeq lists its product as hypothetical. The coding region runs from base 1 to 2541 and encodes 846 amino acids. Gene Ontology annotation, molecular function: protein binding. The record is from RefSeq and is a predicted model, not a curated record. NCBI's taxonomy places the organism in Eukaryota, Fungi, Basidiomycota, Agaricomycetes, Polyporales, Sparassidaceae. The transcript is spliced from 7 exons.